UUAAUAGGAUGGUGUCUCCACGGGAUCAAAUUUCAGCGUCUCAUCUGGGGGCUGGCUUCGCGGUCCCUGAUGGGAGAGCAGGAGCAGGUGGUAUGUGGCUCGUCUCAGACCUCACUGACUCCUGUGGGAUCUUCUAGGUCUUUCUCACUGCCCAUCCUAACCCCCGGAGCUGGGAUCAUCUUUCACCCAGCUUUGGCUCCUAUCAUAAAUAAGAGGCCUGUGUUCAGGGCUGAGGCCUCUCUGGGGUGUCAGAGAGGGCAUGAGAGUGUCAGGACCUGGGAGCUGGUCUCAGUGCAGCCCUCUGUCCCCCCUACUCAAAGCAACCCUCUUCUGGCCAGCCUACCCCUGGAUCCUGACUACUCCGUGCCUUGCUACUGCUCACCUCCGUCACCCUCCAACGUGUGUUUGCCUGCUGAUGAGAAGUGUGACAAGUGCUGCGGCCCUUCCUCAGAAAAGACCUUGGAAUAUACAUUUCACUGGUCCAGGACCCCAGAGCCAGAGACCUCGCAGCUGGCUGCACCCGAAAACACAGUGACAAUUGGAACCUGGAGGCCAGCGAGAGACUCGGGGCCUCAGUGGCAUGGGUCCUUCCCCAACUCGGACUCACAGGAGCACUGUAAUGACCAGGACCCUCCAAAGAGGCAUCACAGCAACGCUAAGAAGCCCUUGGAGACCAGCUCUUCCAAAACCAAAGUUAAGUCCACCGUGAUGAUUCCCGAAUCCCAGAAGCUUUUGAGAUGUGAACUGGAGUCACUCAGGUGUCAGCUACAGGCUCAGACCAAGGCUUUCGAGUUCCUAAACCACUCAGUGACCAUGUUGGAGAAGGGGAGCUGCCUGCAGCAAAUCAAGAUCCAACAGCUUGAAGAGGUGCUGGGCCCCACGAGCCGCCAGGCAGACAAGGAGAGACACAAGUGGGACGUGGACGAGGGACGGCAGGAGCUAUAUGAGGCCCUGGCUAAAGGCCUGCAGGGGCUGCAGAAGACCCUGCAUGACAACGAGGAGGUGCAGCGGGCCCGUACCACCCGCUCUCUACAGCUGUUGGCGCAGGAGAUCCGGGACAGCAAGAAGUUCCUGUGGGAGGAGCUGGAGCUGUUGCGGGAGGAGGUGACCUUCAUUUAUCAAAAGCUCCAGGCACAGGAAGAGGAGAUCACGGAGAACCUGGUGAACAUCCAGAAGAUGCAAAAGACACAGGUGAAGUGCCGCAAGGUCCUGACCAAAAUGAAGCAGCAGGGGUAUGAGACAUCCAACUGGCCAGAGACUGAGGAGUUGCCACCAGGAGGCAGUGGCUCCUGGAGGGAUGACCUCCAGAAGGAGCUGGGUAACAUAUGGUCUGCUGUGCACCUGCUGCAGAACUCCUUUGGUGGCCUCGCCAGAUACUCAGGGGGCCGCCCCAGGGCUGCGAGCCUCAGGGGCUAUAAGGGGCACCGAUGCCUGAGCCCUCCACUCCCCUCCUGGGACUCGGACUCGGACUCAGACCAGGACCCUUCCCAGCCACCACUCAGCAAGAGCUGCUCCUUCCCACCUGCCUGAGCAGCUGGGACUGCUCUCCCUGAAGACCCCUCCAGAGAGAAAAUAAACUAGCUGAGACCCUCCUCCACCUGUGGACUGCUGCUCCUGCUGCUUCCUGCGCC
This is a messenger RNA of Balaenoptera acutorostrata (minke whale), 1631 nucleotides long. RefSeq names its product coiled-coil domain containing 159 (gene CCDC159). Bases 70 to 1530 code for a protein of 486 amino acids. The record is from RefSeq and is a predicted model, not a curated record. NCBI's taxonomy places the organism in Eukaryota, Metazoa, Chordata, Mammalia, Artiodactyla, Balaenopteridae. The transcript is spliced from 13 exons.